Molecule: messenger RNA, 2279 nt
Organism: Canis lupus familiaris (dog)
Lineage: Eukaryota; Metazoa; Chordata; Mammalia; Carnivora; Canidae
Gene: PTER
Product: phosphotriesterase related
Exons: 6
Coding region: 204-1253 (349 amino acids)
Biological process (GO): catabolic process
Molecular function (GO): hydrolase activity, acting on ester bonds; zinc ion binding
Source: RefSeq, a predicted model, not a curated record
GAGGCCAGGGCCCCGCCGGCUGGCGGUGCCGGGGUCGCGGGGAGAAGGCGGCGCGCGGCCGGAGGAGGCGAGAAUCCCUUCAUUUAGGAAACAUACGGACACAUGAAAGCUCUGGAAUUGGGGUUUUUGUUGUCAGUGAUGGAAACAUGGUGAACCCUUAGUAGAAAACAUUCUUUUCAGAGAAUCUCCUGGUAUCAUCGGAAAUGUCUUCCUUAAGUGGGAAAGUCCAAACUGUUUUGGGCCUCAUAGAGCCAAGCAAACUGGGCCGUACUCUGACCCAUGAACAUUUGACGAUGACCUUUGACUGCUCUUACUACCCACCUCCUCCAUGUUAUGAAGCUAUCUCCAAGGAACCUAUUAUGAUGAAAAAUUUAUUUUGGAUUCAAAAAAACCCUUAUUCCCAUAAAGAGAAUCUUCAGCUGAAUCAGGAGACGGAAGCCGUUAGGGAAGAACUGUUGAAUUUCAAAGCCAAAGGUGGAGGGGCUCUGGUAGAGAACACGACUGUUGGGAUUAGCCGAGACGUGAAGACUCUAAAGUGGUUUGCAGAGGAGACUGGUGUCCAUAUUAUAUCUGGAGCUGGGUUUUAUGUGGAUGCAACUCACUCUCCAGAGACCAGAGCCAUGUCAGUGGAGCAGCUUACUGAUGUCCUCACUAAUGAAAUUCUCCAUGGAGCUGAUGGAACUACUAUCAAGUGUGGCGUCAUUGGAGAAAUUGGUUGCUCCUGGCCUCUAACUGAGAGUGAGAAGAAGAUUCUUCAAGCAACAGCUCAUGCCCAGGCUCAGCUGGGCUGUCCUGUUAUUAUUCAUCCUGGAAGGCAUCCAAGUGCACCGUUUCAGAUUAUCCGCGUGUUGCAAGAAGCAGGCGUAGACAUCUCCAAAACAGUUAUGUCCCACAUUGAUAGGACUAUCCUUGAUAAAAAGGAACUACUAGAGUUUGCUCAACUUGGCUGUUACUUGGAAUAUGAUCUCUUUGGGACUGCACUCCUUCAUUACCAAUUCAACCCGGAUAUCGACAUGCCUGAUGAUAAUAAAAGAAUUAGAAGAGUGCGUCUUCUGGUGGAUGAGGGCUAUGAAGAUCGAAUUCUGAUGGCGCAUGACAUACAUACGAAGCACCGGCUAAUGAAAUACGGAGGUCACGGCUAUUCUCAUAUACUUACCAACAUUGUUCCUAAAAUGCUGCUUAGAGGUAUCACCGAGAAUGCACUUGAUAAGAUACUCAUAGAAAACCCUAAGCAAUGGCUAACUUUCAAAUAGGAUGGUUGUUUAUGAAUUCACACCUUGAGUAUAAAGCUUGCGGAGGACACUUCUCAGUGAUUUCAAACCCACUGUGAAAUAUUAAUCAGAGCUCUGUAGGACUCAUGACGGGUCGUUUCAUCUUUAGGAGAAUCAGAAGAGUUUUGCCUUCUCAGAAACCAGUUACGACCUCUGUGCCUUUAGGAAGCUACUGACUUAAUUGGGCCUAUUGUUUUGCCUUCACAAAAUAAACACAGAAAUACCAAUUUCCAAACAGUGAUUUACAGUCUGUAUCCUCUUAGUGGAGUCUCGUUUUGCUUUCUUAAUCUAUCAGCUGCACUACUUGAGAAAAUUUAAAGUGUUUCUAGUCAAAUUACCCCCUUCUGGAGCAAUCUAAUGUUUCUUGUAAUAUUGAUGAUCGUACUAAUUAUCCUGCUGUUCUUUAAUUAAUGCUUAAUGAAUAAUAUGGCACUUUAAAAUUGCUUCGGCAGCAAGGGAAGUUAAAUUUUGCAGCUUUUUUUUUUUUUCCAUAGGAUAUUGUAAUACAAUUACCAAUUCACAUUGGUAAAAAUAUUGUGUAAGCUUAAUCAUAUGCCAUCUCCCUUAUCUGUAUUUACUGAUAAUAAAUCAGUUUGGUUGCCUUUGGCUUGCUGGUAUCCAUUUUUGCUGUAAGACUUUGUUGCUUUAAAAAAUUUGUAGAAGGGAGCAUGAACACAUAAUGCUCAAUUAUAAAAAUUCAAUCAUAAAAGUCAAAAUAUAUUACAUAAUAUAGUUUAAUGAAUCAUUACAUUGAUAAUAACAAAGGCCACAGUUUAAUUAAUAAUAUAUAAUGCAAAAAAAAAAAAGAGAAAUGUUAGCCUUAUAUAUAUUCCCUUUAUUUCCUUUACCUUUUAUUUGUUUUUCCUUGGGCCUAAACAGAGAAAAUAAUGCUUAGUUAUCUGAAGAAAAGGUCAGAUCCAUUAGAAAUGACAUUCUGAUUCUAGAGCCUAUUCUUGAAAAGGUACCCAGCCCUGAUGUUUUGUGUAAAUAAAGCCUUUUUAAAACUCA